Messenger RNA from Aspergillus alliaceus, 204 nucleotides. RefSeq names its product H/ACA ribonucleoprotein complex subunit NOP10. Bases 1 to 204 code for a protein of 67 amino acids. The record is from RefSeq and is a predicted model, not a curated record. The transcript is spliced from 4 exons. Gene Ontology annotation, biological process: positive regulation of telomerase RNA localization to Cajal body; rRNA pseudouridine synthesis; snRNA pseudouridine synthesis. Gene Ontology annotation, molecular function: telomerase RNA binding; box H/ACA snoRNA binding. Gene Ontology annotation, cellular component: box H/ACA snoRNP complex; box H/ACA telomerase RNP complex. NCBI's taxonomy places the organism in Eukaryota, Fungi, Ascomycota, Eurotiomycetes, Eurotiales, Aspergillaceae.
AUGCAUCUUAUGUACACUUUGGACUCCGAGGGCAAGCGGGUGUAUACCCUGAAGAAGGUUACCUCGGAAGGAAAGGUUACCAAGAGCGCUCAUCCUGCUCGCUUCUCGCCCGAUGACAAGUACUCCCGCCACCGUGUGACUCUGAAGAAGAGAUACGGUCUCCUCCUGACCCAACAGAAGGAUGAGAAAACCUCCGAGUUGUAA